Molecule: messenger RNA, 692 nt
Organism: Cynara cardunculus var. scolymus (artichoke)
Lineage: Eukaryota; Viridiplantae; Streptophyta; Magnoliopsida; Asterales; Asteraceae
Product: 54S ribosomal protein L51, mitochondrial
Exons: 4
Coding region: 115-474 (119 amino acids)
Biological process (GO): mitochondrial translation
Cellular component (GO): mitochondrial large ribosomal subunit
Molecular function (GO): structural constituent of ribosome
Source: RefSeq, a predicted model, not a curated record
GCGAUUUAUUUUACUCAGACCUAAACCAAAUCUCGGCUGUUUGUUCGUUUGCCUCUGCAGCUCAUUUCUCCAAGAUCACCUUCGAGUUUUCGGUUCUUCUAAUACUUCAACUAGAUGUCACAACGAGGUGUUUGGCAGCUUCGGAAGCUAACAGUGAGCUACUGUAACUGGGGUGGAAGUAGCAAGGGAAUUAGGGCAUUUAUGGAAUCUCAUUUGCAAACAUUUAAAGAAAGUAAUCCUCAGCUGGAGGUGGUUGCUGAGCUUAAUCGUGGUCAACAUCCGUUUUUGAAGGGAUCAUACAAGAACAAGAAUGAGCGUGUUGUAUCUGUUAUGAACAUGACUCCAGAAGACGUACUGCUUUGUGCAACCAGGCUUAGGAAUUCAUUGGGAAGAAAGGUGGUGAAGCUGAAGACUAGACAUGUCACCAAACACCCCAGCGUCCAAGGAACAUGGACCACAGAUUUGCAGAUCUGAAGAACAAGAAGAAUGGCUUUGGUGAACUUUUUUUCCUAGUGUUUAGAAGAUAUGUUGGUUCAUUUCUUUUUACAUGUAUUAAACAUGCGAUGGAAUUCCGUUUCUCCUAAGGGACGACCAAGAUAUGCAGUUGAUUCUUGGCAAUUUGGCAUGCAUGUUCUGUAUACAAAGAAACCAGAUUUAAUUAUCUUUAUAAAUGCCUCCUGUUCUGGGGACUA